This is a messenger RNA of Calidris pugnax (ruff), 2206 nucleotides long. RefSeq lists its product as uncharacterized. Bases 30 to 1814 code for a protein of 594 amino acids. The transcript has 2 exons. NCBI's taxonomy places the organism in Eukaryota, Metazoa, Chordata, Aves, Charadriiformes, Scolopacidae. The record is from RefSeq and is a predicted model, not a curated record.
UCUUAAGGAAGAUCCCGACUUGAGCAGAGAUGGACCUCCGAAUGUACUGGAUCAGCAAAACUGCGAUUCCGGAAAUCAUUAUUAUGAUCUUCUACAUCACAGCUGGAUGGACAGAGAACUGCACCACCCAUCAAGAUCUAGAUGAUGUCCCUGACCCUGAAGAUUGGACCAGGAAUGGAUAUUUGGGCAAUGCAGGUCUGAAUAUCACAUAUAAGAAGACUAAGGUAUACACAGUUUUAAAGAUUGAUGGUCAGAUUAGAAGAGAUUGGGGAAAUUCACGACAAAUACCGUCUUUUGAAAUAAGAGAGAACAGCUUGGUUGAUAUAGCAUGUAAAUUUGAUAUGGCACAAGUGUAUUUAACCACUGUAAUGAUGGUUGGCAUUUAUGUAUACAAUUUAGAAGAGCCACAACAAUGUAUAUUCUCGGCAGUAUGUACACUUCACCAAGAAUACUGUCAAGUAGAGGUUCAACCUAAAGUUAGUUCAAUGAUUAGGUGCAUAGGAGUUAUACAUGAUGCAAGGAAAAUGAUAAGAUCAUACCGACAAGUAGCCUUGAUUUUAGUCCCAAAGGAUAUAACCACCACACAUGGUAUGGAUAAAGCCCAAACGAUUAAAUCGAUUACUCUCUCUCCCCAACUUAUCCCCUUUCCAAAAGUGAAACGUUCAAAUACUAUUCUCAAUUAUAAUGCACCAAUAAUAUAUAAGAAAUAUGUAAUAUAUGGGGAAAAUAUAGCAUGCAAAAAAGAGAUAAAAACUUUCACUCAACCAUUUACCUUUAGGAGUAUGGUUACUUGUAACGCAUCUGAAAAGGCUGAAAACAUCACUAUAAAUAUAAAAUACAAUAGCACUGAAAAGGGGAAAUUUAUCAUAUGGGAAGUACCAACAGGUACUCGGAAGGCUACAUGUCAGCAACCUCAAUGUAGCUUUACUAUAGUAAAUAAAGGAGAAGCAGUUUAUAAGAUAGGUGCAUUAUUUAGUCUAGAAAGCCGUUCAGCAACAUUCUUAUUCCCCUUUGCGCUCCAUGUGCCUCGGAGAAAUAUAAUUACUCCAAGUCCAACCACCAUCCCUCUGUUUGAACCAGCUAACUGUGCUGUGAAAUACCAUAACCUUUCGUUCGCAGGCCCUUAUGUAGUGAGACAAUCCAAUGAGCAAAAAUUAUUUCUGGACCCCACAUAUUCUUUAAAGAAGGUACGGGUAAAGGUACAAGCUGAUAUAUCUCAGAUAAAAUCAGAAUGCUUACCUUUUGUUUCACAAAGUCUUAAAGGGUGGAAGGCAUGGUUACAUUCCAGAGCUCACCACUCAAGGAAACAGAGAGAUUUAACAGGAUGGUUUGGAUCUGGACUCGGAGUUUUAAACUCGAUUGAUCAGGAAGUAAUAAUUAAUAAACUGAGCACAGUCACCUCUGAUUUAGGAAGACUAGAGGUACCAUUAAGAUCAUCUUUAAUCACUCUGGCUGGAGCUAAGAAAAUGCUUUCCCACCCAGACAUUAAAAUGUUGCUAAAGAAGGUGAAGGAAGUUUCGAAACGAACAUUAUGGCAAGUCCAGCACAAUACUCUGGAAAUAAAGAAAAUCAUCACAGCCAUCAAGAAAACUGGUGAACACCAUUGGUGGGACAUUUUUCUAAAUACCUCACUAAAAUCUCCAACUGCUGCUCAGUUUUUCAACUUCUUAUUGCAUCCUGUACUAGUGUUGAUUUUUGUAGUCCUACUGCUGACACUUCUCAACAUUUGGUUGUGGUGGAAAGUACGGACUGUUGCUCAACAAGUACAUGUAUUAUGGGCUGUAAACAAAAUUAUGCAAAAGAAUUUGCAAUAGCAUAAAGAAAAGGGGGGAUUGAAUUAAAGAAUAAGGCCAGGAAUGGCUUGAGGGUUUGCUUAUCCAAGUAUGACUUAGCAAAUGUAGCCUGACUGACCACAAAGAGGGGCCUGCAACCCCUGCAGAGCUACGAUAAGUAACAAGACAGGAAGGCUGGCAUAUAGGCAACAAUCAUGAGGCCAGCACAAUGUUAUCUUAUCUCUGACAAAUGGAGAAUUCCAAGAAGGAGGUAGCGUAUGGUAAUGAAUUACUGGGAACUAAUGAAUAUAUUAAAACUCCUUACAUGAAUAUGUAUGUAUGUAUGCAUAUAUGUUGUCAAACUGACUCCGUUUGGUACGCACAUUUGGAGGAGCGAUCCCCUGUGCGUCCAGCGCUGCAAUAAAGAAUACCUG